Rhizophagus irregularis DAOM 181602=DAOM 197198 is the source of this 1032-nucleotide messenger RNA. RefSeq lists its product as uncharacterized. Gene Ontology annotation, cellular component: ESCRT I complex. The record is from RefSeq and is a predicted model, not a curated record. Lineage: Eukaryota; Fungi; Glomeromycota; Glomeromycetes; Glomerales; Glomeraceae. Gene Ontology annotation, biological process: protein targeting to membrane; protein targeting to vacuole; ubiquitin-dependent protein catabolic process via the multivesicular body sorting pathway.
UUUCUCAUAAAUUGUGGUUUGCGCUUGGAUCACAAACCUUUUGAAAACGGCUAUAAACUUGCAAGACGAAAACUUUUGAUCAAGAAGUUGAGUGACCUUCCUACCUUUUAUACUUGGCUUAGCAGUCGUAUUCUAACUUUUUGUAUAUAAUGCUGGUCAAAGUUACCAUAAUUCUGUAUCAGUAUGAAAUUAUCUCACGUGAUUUUAUAAUAUAUUUAUAAUACACCCGGAGGAUCGAUCGAAGAAUUUUUCAUUCUUUCUUUAACAAAAAUGACGCAACUUCCAUCUCAAAUUACCCCUAUUUAUGCAAAUAAUUUAACAGAAAAACAACUUGUAAUAAAUCAAGAACUUCCAAUAUUAUUGAAUAAAAGUAAAGAAGAAUUAGAAGAUCUAUUAAAUAGUGAUGUGAUAUUUGAUACAUUUAUGGAGAAUGUGGAACAAGUUCGAAAUAUGAAAAAUUUACAAGAUGAGAUGAGAAUGGGAAAUGAGAAUCUGGCAAGAAAAAUAUUAUCUCAAGAAGAAGAAUUAAUCAAAUUACGUAAUAGUGUUGAUGGACAAGAAAAAGGUUUGAAAGAAAUUUAUUCAAAUUUUGAAGAAAAACUUAAAGUUCAACAGGAAGUUUUAAAGAGAUUUUCACCAUCAAUUCUUAUAACAAAAUUAAAAUCUGAAACUCAACAGUCAGAUGACUUGAGUGAGCAAAUGGCAAAAUCAUUUUUAGAUGGAGAAUUAGAAGUUGAUGAUUUUUUAAAACAUUUUAGAGAAGUGAGAAAAGUGUAUCAUUUAAGAAAUGCAAAAGUGGAAAGAGUCAGCAAACAACCCGGAAUUUUAGGUUCAAUUUAGAUUAAUUUUAUUUAAUUAUGUCUAUUAAUCAUAUUAUAUUAUUCAAUCAAUAACUUGUAUUAAAUGGUAAUUACUUUUACCUGUUCUUAUCACACAAACAACCCCAUCUAAUAAAUCAUCUUCAAUUACUUUAUGAUGAGGUUCAAUUACUCUUUGAUUAUUUAAAUAAAGUCCUCCUACUUUUAUCAAUUU